Molecule: messenger RNA, 492 nt
Organism: Adineta ricciae
Lineage: Eukaryota; Metazoa; Rotifera; Eurotatoria; Adinetida; Adinetidae
Source: the annotation of a GenBank genome assembly
AUGAGUAAUGGUUUGUGUUUGGCCAAUCAGAUUGAUUGUUUGUUUUAUUUAUUUUAUUUUAUUAAAUGGAGACAAGAAAAUCAGUCCUCUCAUUUGAUUACCGAUCAAACAAUGACAUCGUCAAAAAAAGUUGAAAAACCUCAGGGUUCUUACAUCAAAAAGGGCCGUCUCUAUGUCAAAGCAGUAUUUACUGGUUUUCGACGUGGUAAACGUAAUCAACACGAAAAUACCGCUUUACUUAAAUUAGACGGUGUCAAUACUCGACGUGAAACAAACUUUUAUUUAGGUAAACGUUGUGCCUAUGUAUACAAGGCUAAAAACAAGACUUUAGUACCUGGCCAAAAACGUUUAAACCGUGUUCGUAUUAUGUGGGGCAAAGUUACCCGAGCACAUGGUAAAAGCGGUGCCGUACGAGCCAAAUUCCGUCGCAAUUUACCACCCAAAGCUCUCGGACGACGAAUUCGUGUUAUGCUCUACCCUUCACGAAUUUAA